This is a messenger RNA of Hippoglossus stenolepis (Pacific halibut), 11863 nucleotides long. It is a transcript of the gene kcna4, whose product is annotated as potassium voltage-gated channel, shaker-related subfamily, member 4. Gene Ontology annotation, molecular function: potassium ion binding; delayed rectifier potassium channel activity; protein binding. Lineage: Eukaryota; Metazoa; Chordata; Actinopteri; Pleuronectiformes; Pleuronectidae. Gene Ontology annotation, cellular component: voltage-gated potassium channel complex; membrane. Gene Ontology annotation, biological process: protein homooligomerization; potassium ion transmembrane transport. The record is from RefSeq and is a predicted model, not a curated record.
UAAAGUCAGGGACAUUCACCGGAGCUCCAUCACACCCCAGCACACAGACCCACACUCCUGUUCCUCAGCGCAGUAAAUGGCCACACACGAGUGAGCACGGACGCAUUUUGGACGCCAGCCCUGCUCGUGGAGGAAUUAACCACCUGAUGGGCACCGGAGGAACCGUAGGGGGGGGGAGACUGUUUGGGUGUCGCUUGUUGACUUGGUGAUUUGUGAUGGCGAACAGAUAAAGGGCGCUGCAAGUUUUGUGGCACGGGGCGUGUGCGUAACAGGCUGUGCCCCCCCCGGCCGCUAUCAUCCAAAUAUAGACAGACGUAUAUUUUGGGUUAUGGUAAUGAUGUCAUAACCCGCUGGAGGCCAGGAGGAGGUGAAUAUCUCCUGUCAUGUAAGUAGCCACAUGGACGGCACCCAGCAUGGACCGGAUUGAGGUGUGUUUGUUAUCGUGACGGUCUCCUAUUCCCAGUACCGAACCAGUUCAUGCCUCGUUCUCCGUCCGCGCGCGCUCCGAGCUGCAACUUUUACCCCCUGGCCUGCGCCCGCGUCGCCCAGUAGGAGCGAGCCGACCCUGAAGAUGGAGUUCGCCAUGGUGGGUGCGGACGGCGGGUGCAACAGUCACCUGCCGUACGGAUAUGCCGGGGCUCGCGCACGGGAGAUGGAGCGCGACAGGGAGCGCGAGGCUGCACAGUCUCGAGCGGCGGCUGAGGAGGUCUCGGCCGAGGGUGGGAGCGGAGGAGGAGGAGGCGGCGGCGGCGUAACGGGGUCCACAUCCACCUCCUCUACCUCCUCCACCUCCACCACCUCAUCCUCGUCAUCCUCAUCCUCCUCCGGCGCUCAUCUCCUUAACAACCGGCAGCAUCAGUCUCGCGCCGCCUCCUCCUCCGCGAGCGCCAACAUCAGCGGUACCGCCUCGCGCUCCUCCUCCGCCUCCUCCUCCUCCUCCUCCUCCUCCUCCUCCUUGCAGCCGCCACAACACCAGCAGGAGCCGGAGCAGACGCACCGAGUUCUCAGAGAGCGCAAAAAGCAGCGCGGCGUCGGCCGGUGGAGACGCAGCCGGACUACUCUCGGCGGGGACCUGCGCCACUCGGAGCUGGCCCUGCUCGGAUCCGAGGAGGACAUCAUGAUCGAGGAGGAAGAGGCCGAGGGCGCCGAGGAAGAGGAGGCGGCGGAGGAGGAGGAGGAGAAGAGGAGCAAGAGGUCGAGCUUUCUGUGCAACAUGGAUGAUGAGGAGGAGACGGUGUCGAUCACCGACCGGCGACCUCAGUCCGGAUACGGGAACGUGUACAGCGAGUUCGGCUGCUGCGAGCGAGUGGUCAUCAACGUGUCGGGGCUGAAGUUUGAAACUCAGCUCAAGACUCUCACCCAGUUUCCGGACACUCUCCUGGGAGACCCCGACAAGAGAAUCAGGUACUUCGACCCGCUGAGGAACGAAUACUUCUUCGACCGGAACCGACCGAGCUUCGACGCCAUUCUUUACUACUACCAGUCGGGGGGGCGGUUGAAAAGACCCGCCAACGUCCCGUUCGACAUCUUCUCCGAGGAGGUGAGGUUUUACGAACUCGGGGAGGAGGCGAUCCUCAAGUUUCGGGAGGAUGAGGGCUUCGUGAAGGAGGAGGAGAAGCCGCUGCCGGAGGACGAGUUCAAGCGUCAGAUCUGGCUGCUGUUCGAGUACCCGGAGAGCUCGAGUCCCGCCCGGGGCAUCGCGGUCGUGUCCGUCCUAGUUAUUGUCAUUUCCAUCGUCAUUUUCUGCCUGGAGACGCUGCCGGAGUUCAGGGAUGAGAAGGAGUAUCUGCAGCCGCGACUCAACUCCACCGAGCCGGACCACGGGUUCACCCCCUUCAACGACCCCUUCUUCAUCGUGGAGACGGUCUGCAUCAUCUGGUUCUCCUUCGAGAUCAUAGUCCGCUUCUUCGCGUGUCCGAGCAAAACCGCUUUCUUUAAAAACAUUAUGAACUCUAUAGACAUUGUCUCCAUUUUGCCUUACUUCAUAACUCUCGGCACGGACCUGGCGCAGCACCAAGACAACGGGCAGCAGGCGAUGAGCUUCGCCAUCCUGAGAAUAAUCCGCCUCGUGCGGGUGUUCCGCAUCUUCAAGCUGUCCCGGCACUCCAAGGGGCUGCAGAUCCUGGGUCACACCCUGCGCGCCAGCAUGCGGGAGCUGGCCCUCCUCAUCUUCUUCCUGGUCAUCGGUGUCAUCCUCUUCUCCAGCGCGGUGUACUUCGCCGAGGCGGACGAGGCCUCGUCCCAGUUCACGAGCAUCCCCGACGCGUUCUGGUGGGCCGUGGUGACCAUGACGACGGUGGGCUACGGCGACAUGAAGCCCACCACCGUGGGGGGGAAGAUAGUGGGCUCGCUGUGCGCCAUCGCGGGCGUGCUGACCAUCGCGCUCCCGGUGCCGGUCAUCGUGUCCAACUUCAACUACUUCUACCACCGGGAGACGGACAACGAGGACCCGUCGGCGGUGGUGGAGACCCUGCCCCCGGGGUGCCCUUACUUCCCGGACUUUCUAAGGAAAUUCAAAGGCUCGCCCUCUGGAUCCUCGAUGGGCGACAAAGCGGAGUAUAUGGAGAUGGAGGAGGGGGUCACGGAGUCGCUCUGUGGCCUGGACAAGAGCCCGAGUAAAGGAAACGGCACAGACAUAAGCAGAAAAAACAGCACUAACUCAAAAUCCAUUCAGACUGACGUGUGAUCACAAGUAGAGUUUCGUUUCGUGUUCUUUUUGGUUUCUAAAGAAGAAUAUUCCCUAUAAUAUAUUAUAUUAUAUUAUAUUAUAUUCCCUACGCCCAAGAGCAGGUGGUCCCCUCUGACACACGUUUUACGCACGCCACACACACACACGUGCACGCACACACACGUGCAAGCACACAGACACCAAUUGGCAGUUUUCAUUCUCUCCCAUCUCAGAACAAUAGCUUCUCCUAAAUCCUCUCUCCACACAGAAGAACCAACGAUUAGGAACAAGUACAACUAAUAUUUGCCUAAUGGGUUGAUUCAUUAAUCCAUCUAACCUGAAUGGGCUUCCGAAUUCGACAUUAAAAUGGAAAUUUGAGACAAGACAACCUUUGCAUUUGCACUUUAUGGGUUUCAUCGGUCAAUAAGAGAAUGGACAGGGGGCAGUGGUUCUUUGCUGUUAUGCAAUAAAGUUACAAAUUUGUUUGCACUAAUGUAGAAUUUGCGCUGGGUUUGGCAUCUUUUUAUUUCAGAGACAAAAACUGCAGGCCAUGCAAAUGGCAAUAAGUUAGUCAUCCUCCAACUUAGCUGAAGAAUGUUUGAGCGACUUCCACAAAGAGAGCAAACUAAGGAUAAUAACAACCCCUCUAAUAUGCUGCCAAUGGAAAUUGGACUCCGACAAAGGAAAAGUCUAAGAGAUUUAUUACUUGUCCAACAGUUAAUAUUAAUUAAACCGUCAUUGAUAAGACAAAGCAUUUAGUAGUCAUCAAAUGAACCAGGGCUAGAAUUAUUUUUAUGACAUAACUUCCACAACAGGCCUCAAAGGCCUCAUGUUGACCCACCAUGAGAGCUAAGCACAUGAGUCAUCCGAGUCAAAAAGUGGCUGGAGAAACGACUUACCCCGCCAGGUUUUUGUAUGGACAGGCUUGGAGCCUUGGCAACAACAGUUUCCCAAGUUUCAUUUAAACCACCUCAAAAUGACAAUAUCCCUUUACAUGGACGCAGAUGGAAAGCUAUAGCAAAAAUGACUCUGUGUUGUGGAAACUCCGCGGAGGGGAGUUUGUGAGCCACUUCCUCUCCUGUCCGCUGGACUUUGUGCACAAAAUAUUUUUUUUCUCAAGAGGACUAUGAUUACCUCCGAGCUCAGAGGAUCUUCAGGAUGUGGAUGUCUUCCAAGCGCUGCCAGUUACAGGGAGAGGGAGUAUCCGCCCCCAAAUCUCUGGAAAUUGCAGAGAACAAGCAAAACAUUGCGACCGGUCGUCUUGAGCACGAGCGGACACUGAUAACAACAACAACAACAACAACAACAACAACAACAACAACAACAAAUGGACGGGACUCGGCAUUUGGACGAGUGGAGAUGAGAGCUGCUGCCUGACGUCAGUAAAUAAAACCCCGGAGGGUUGGGACUGAAGUUGGCAAAUGAGUAAGUCGUGGCCCAAAAUGAUUGCCUUAAUUACUACACAUAUACAGAUGUAUGGAGCGAUGGAACUAAGAGACUUACACGAGUUCAAAGAUGUUUUCUCUACAUGUGAAAAAAGUGUCUUGUAAGGAACAGAUGUGAAUAUUUUAAUAUGAUAGAGUUAAUGUUUGGUUGUAACGUCGACAUAAUGUUUUAGUUGGGUCGGCUUCGUAGGUGUCAUUGGUUCCUAUAAGUGGUGAGUUUUGCUCUCUGCUUGAGCGCAGUCAGCAGUACGACUUCAACCUAUUUUUAUCUUGUUUCAUAUCGUCAACCAAACAAGGCUGGCCUGAGUUGCUCGCUCACUCGAAAAACGCUGGCAACUUGAAAACUUAAGUCAUAACACAUGAAAAAUCCUCAUCCGCAGAGUGUAUAGAGGGAUCGGGAGAAGAAACGCGAGACAAAUACUGACUGACUAAUUGCAACAUCAGAAGUAUAUCCUCUUACAUUAAGAUCCACUCACACUAAAGCAAAGAUGUCAGGCAGAUAAACAUCCUCACAAAUAUCCGCCACACUCACUUUCUAUCACAGAAACAACGGCGGAUGAGACUCGCAGGGCGUUUGUCUGCCCCCGAGAGUCAUCGACAUAACGGCGAAAUACCUUAGGUUUUUUUCUCAGAUGCAACUUUAGAGCUGACCGGCUGCUUUGUUGAUGUUUUCACUUUGACUUUAACUGUAUGCAAAAGCAACAUGGACGUGUGUUCUAUAUUUUUUUAAACCUAGCCUUGAUAAUUACAUAACCAAAGGUGAAACCCUGAAUCUAUUGUAUGUUGUGGACUUCUGGAAAUGUUGUGAUAUAGAUGCACACUGAAUAGGAGAAAAAAAAAAUGUAAAUAACAGACGUUUAUACUUGUGUGUCCUAAGAUGUGUUGCAGGUUAGAGUAAACUGAGACUUUUUACUUUCUUUGACUGUUACGACCAUCGACCAUCACCAUCUGUGUUCGGUUUGUCCUCGCUGAUACAAUACUGGUCUUCAUAUUGUUGCGAAUGCUGCUUCAACAUUGUCCAUUCUCAUGUUUUUUGGCAUUUGAAUUGAAAAUCCCCCCUUUUCUCUUUGAUUUAACAAACUGAAACAUGAAGUCGCUGAUGUUAUUUGUGCAGCUUUGUCAGAGAGGCAGCGGAUCGUGUUACCUCACUUAGACAUGCUGUGUUGCCCAUGAGAGAAAUUAUUACAAGAGGAAGUUUUAUUUUACCUUUUAUUGGAAGGAGUAAUAAGUUAUAUGACAUAUUUUUAUGAAGACAGUGUUUUAUUUUCAUAUAUUUUCCUUUAAAAAAAUUCCUUAACAUACUAUGUUAACGAUUAGGACACUCUUAAUCUCAGUGUCUGUUUCAAGAAAAAUCCAAAGUUCACAUUCUUGUUCUUUUCCAAAUAUUCAUAUCUAUAAUUACCUCAAUAAUCGUAUUCCUCAGAAAAGCUGUUUACUGAAUGUUCCAGAUAUUUUCAUAGUGUCAGACCCACAAAAUAGCCACAAUACUUCCAGUACCAGAACUGUCAAAUUUGCAAAAGUUGUUGCUUCUUUAAAAAGUUAAAUUACAUAAAACCCAAGAAAUUAAAGAGUAAACAGUGAAGAUUGACUUAAAUAAAAAAUGUAUAAAUCUCAUUCAUGUAAAGAUGAAAUAUCAUCUCGUACACCUGAGAGUUGAAAAGUAAAAAAUGAAGAGUUAAGUAAGUAAAUUUUUACAUUUUCAAGGAUAAAUCCAGUCACCACCCUUUCUUUGAGAUUUAGAUGAGAAGAUCCAAAACCAUUUUGCUGCUACUGCCUGCAGCCAUUUAGCUUAGCUUAGCAUAAAGACCAUCUUAUUCAUUUAAUUUUUUAAUUUAUCAACAUUAAACUUCUGCCAAGGAAUAGUCGGAUACGUAACUUUCCCAAAUUUCCCUGUUAGACUUUGUGUUUUUUGAAGGAUUGAACAAACUUGAAACAAUGAUCAAUAAGAGAGCGAUAGACAAGAUAGUACUCAGGUCUUUGUUUGCUGUUCCCCCUGUUCCCAGCCUCUUUGCUAAGCUAGGCUAACCAGCUCCACCUGUAUUUGCAUAUUCUCUUCACAGACAUGAGAGAGGUAUCGAUCUUGUCAUCUAAGACUCAGACACACAAAAAAACACAAAAAAACAGAAUACGCCUAUUUCCCAAAAAGAAAGACAAAGAAAAUAAAUAAAUAAAAAGCAUAAUAUCUUUUUCAAGCGGUGGUUUAAAUACUAAUCUCGUCAGAUUACGUGCUGACGGAGGCCUGAGCUGGGGCCGGCGUGUGGUGAACCCAGAUCCAGGACUAUCAUAACCAACAGCUAAUAGUGGCCAGAAGCUGCACUGCAACAAUACUGAUAAAGUUGUGAGAGACAAAUUAAUCUAUUUAGUCGUACAUUCAGUCGGGUGCUGACACGAAGCAGCACGAGAGAUGCACAGCCGAAGAGUAACACGCUCACAGGUCGGCACAAAGCUCAGGAUCAGCCUGAGAGUCGAACCUCGAGGCCGCCGCAUCAAAUCAAGCAGAACAAACAAGAGCAAAGAAAGAAAACAGAGAGAAUUCUCCUGAACUGGACAGUCCAACCCUUUUCCUCAACCUAUUAAUUAAAGUGAUUUAUUUGGUUAGAGGCCACAAUUAAUGUCAAGUUGCACCGACACAGUGCCCUCACUUGAAUCUGCUUCCAUCAGGAGGAACCCGGAGAAGGGCAGCGUACUGUAAAGCAUGAGGGGAGAGGAUGAUAAAGGUCGAUAGGCAGAUUUUGAAGCAGAUUAAAUAUUACAGGAGGAAAACUAAUUUAUCCUGGUGUGAGCUGAAUGAGAGAAUAAAAAGGUCAUAAUCCAGAGUGAUCCACACGGACAUUUAUCAUGAUUCUAGGACAUUCAGGUCAUAUCAUGAGCGGGAAAAAAUAUAUAUAUACAACAAAUUUUCUUGGACUUAUUCGUGCUACAUGUUCCUGUAGAUGUUAGAAUGACCUGCAGUGAUAACGUGUUGUAACUGUCGUGAUUCAGCACCGUUAAUGAGUAGAUUUGAAAAAGCUGUUAGGGAGGUUAACAGUGAGUCUGUGUGGGGACAUUAGAUAAAACACAGAACAAGGUGAGAGAAGAACAGUUUAAUUACGUUCACCUCUGAGCUCGAUUUUCUAAUGUUUCUCAGCAUCAGGGCUGCUGGCCCGAGGAGGGGGAGGAGGAGGAGGAGGAGAUUUACCCCACACAGUUUAAUCAUGUUCAGUUAUGCUCUUAAAAAUAUAUAAAUAUAAGAAUUUAACUCAUUCGCAAGAUAAUUCUCACUGGGGAUUGAUUUCGCGUUAGGCAGAGCCGUCCCGGUGUCCACAUGGUGAGAAACUGCUGUUCAGCUCGAGCUCACGAAUUUUUCCGAGGCCUAAACAACUCAGAGACUCGUCCGAUCCUCUCUGUGCUUUCAGCAGAGCAACUCGGGCGAGAUUGACUUUAGGAUGAAUGCCUCCGCUAAUCAAUAACAAAGGCUUUCUUCUAAAAAAAACAACCAAUUGACCACAGAUCUAAGGCCACACGCAGAACAACAGCCCAGUGUUAAGAUUUAGUGAUGUACUGAGUUUUUGCACUGCUUCCAGACAUAUUUGACCGAUGCACGUCACAAAAUCGGAAUAAUUUUUUUAAUGUAUGAACGUGCGUAAAAUAGGUGCUGGGAGGAAGUUCCUCUGUCGUCUGUUUUAUUUGCACCAUUAAGCAAACCAUAAACUUGGGGGGGUUUUUUGGGUCAUAAAAGAGAAAAAGUACCUCAAGCAAAUCUUUUGGGUAUUGAUUAAACAUUAAGAUUUUUAGUUAUAAGAACGAGACUUAGGCUUUGUUUCAACCGAUAAAUGAAUAAUAAUAAAAUAAACAGGAAAAAUAAGAGUUUCAACGUAGCUGUAACAAACUGGAUUGUCUGUUUCUUUUCUUUUUAUUGAUCAUCUGGGUCGUGUCAAUCUCUGUGAUGCUACCCAGAGGAGAGGAGGAGCUAAAUCACUGGGAAAUAGUGGAGGAAACAACCAUAAUGGUGUAAAAAAACCCACAUUUUAUCCGAACAAUCAAAUGAGGAGCAGGCAAACUGGUGUAAUCGUAAUCAGGAUGGACGUGUUGAUACGAAACCGACUUUUUACAUAUCUGAAUUAAUUUAUCAUGUAUUAAAUUUAGUGUAAAAAAAACACUUCACAUUCUACGCAGGCCGCAUGGUCGACAUUUUCUUGCGGCUUGGUUUUGACUCACACAUUCAAAAAUAAAGGUAAUGCAUCAGUCUGAGGACGGAACUGUAACAUGCACCGUGUUAGAUAACACCAGGGACCCGUUUUAUGUCUUAAUCUCCUUAUGAACAAGGUGGCUUAUGAGGAGCGCUGCAAAAACUGUUGAACAGUGACGCAGUCGGAAUUUAUUUAGUAUUCGUGCUGGAUAUUACGUGACUUGACUGGAUUUUGGGGUUGUUCUGCACAGUCUGCCUCCUGCGGAACAGUAUUGGUGCUCUUUGCUGCUACAGUGUUUGCCCGGUCACAUCUGUAUCGAGGAAGUUGUCCCGCGUAGAAGAUAAAUAUAAAGGCUUUGCAGAAUUCAUAUGUUUGUUGAAAGGCCUCGGUGUACACGGCCAACGUGAGCUCUUCACUGACGUCACUGGGUUAAUAACGGAGUUAUCACACGUCACUUGAUCAUCACUUAAAGCUGUCAUUUUGGUUGCAGAUAGAAGACGACACAUUCUUUCAGACAUUAUGAUAAUGAUUAAAUGAUAAUAGCCUUCAUUAGCUUUAACGUCACACAGAUUAAACUUGGUAAUAUUGGAACACCUUUAGAUUUCCGGCUCAGAGUGAGGAGACCAUGUUAUGCUCAAUCAAGAAGGGGAAUUAAAUGCUUAAGUGCUAAUCCUUAAAAGCGAAUUAGCAUUUCCACCAAUUUAAUGACGGCCGCGGACCUGAUACAGUGUCGUGAAGGGUGUGGUUGGAAUACGAGAGCAGUGCCCACAUGCACGUCUUGUGGUCGGAGCACAAGUUCUUGUUCCUGGAGUGUCACGACAACCUGUGAGUUCGGCGCUGCCAGAGUUUCUUUGAGCAAAGAAGUGUCUGUUUGCUUCAGAACUGCUUGUCCUGGCUUCUGCAGUCUUCUCUAAUAUUUGUGAAGCACUUUAGUCAACCAAGUUGUUUUAAAUGUGCUUUAUUAAUAAAAUUGACAUUGAUUUUCUCUGGGUGUUUCGGACAGAUAUGUUAACACACCCUUAAUUACACCGGCCUUCGUCCAUCGAGCUGCGUGACUCUCAAGACGGAGCUCUCCAGGAUGUGAAGUUAAUUGGCAACAGUUUUGAUGAUGGUUUUAGUCAUUUCUCAAGCACCAGCGCCAAAUAGUCUGUGUUUCAGACAGGGCUGUGCAGUGAAAGUUAUAGAGUCAAAUCAUCAGUCGGACGUCCCAUCGGUUGACUGAUGAUUCUUCAAGUUGAGCAGUUUUUUCUCAGUCAGAACACAGUGUACUUCUGGGGCCAUUUCAGUCCCAGAAGUACACUGCAGAGUCAGGGGUCCUGGUUUUCAAGCUGCUUAAGUUAUUCCACUACAUCAAGUCGUCCUCUACGCUUGGUGUAGCUGUCAGCAACAGGUUCAUCCAGCUGCAGACCCGGACCAAGGGUCAGGCUGAGGGAUAUGGAGGCAGCCCCCCAGAGAACUUGCCUGUUCAGGCUCCGUCCCAACGUUAUCUUCUGCCUUCUGCUUAGACUUAUUGAUCACAGUAACCUAAUAUGAUAAAGUCUUGUGCUUUUAUUCGAUAUCUAGUGUCAAAAAGGCAAAAAAUGUUGUUGCACAUUUCCAAUCCAUCAUUAGAAUAGCUAGUGCGCAUUAGGUUGAAUGGGUAACUUGGCUUCUUUGUAUAUUUAAUGAAUAUUAAUGUCACACUGAAUAUCCUGCUGAACGCUGAUGAAAACCCCGGCAGCUUUGCUUGAUGGAACAAAUCGUUGAUAAUGAUCAGACAAUUCUGACUUGAUAGACAAAACACUUAUUUAGGAACGGCCCCGUUCAAGCAUCGCAAAUGUGAAAGUUUGAUAUCUUCAAUUUGCCACUUGUGAUGGAAUGUUUUGAGUUCUGGACCGUUGAACAAAACAAGCAAUCUGAAAAAACAACCCCUAACUAUUAGACAUUAUUACAUUAUUGUAAAACGAUUGAUAAUUGAUAACAUGACAAAAUAACUGGCAGAAGUGAAAAAUUAUCUUUAGCUGCAGCAGAAAACAGGGAAUUUCAGAAUAUUACGUAAUGUCUGCUGUGUGAUAAAUGCUCCGUGCUCUGUAAUAUGGCAACAUAAUGUUUCAUAUCACUUUUGGUAAUAAAAAAUUCAGUGCUCAAUGCCCUGGGAGCUCGACGCGCUGCAUCUGAGGAAACACAUCCGAGUAGACACAACACAAACUAACGAAGAAAACAUUUUUCAACAAUAUGACGACACUUGAGCAGCCCGUAGAAAACAAGCUGAACUAAAACAGGUUUGACAACAUAUAGAUAUCAGAAAACACAACGAAACACAGAAGAAUAGUGGUUGUGCUCUGUUAUGUUUUAUGUUAUCAUACUGGUGAAGAUGUGGUUUCUUUAAGUGCACUGCAUUGACUUCUCAGGGCCGCUGUAAUACUUGCAUUUAAAGUAUGAAUGAUGCAAAUACUCUGAAGAACAAAGCUUAAGUCGAUGACUAGAUGCUGUGUACUUCACAGUUGCAGCAGAUAUUGACAUAUUUCCCCUUUAAUAAGCCUCCAAAUUUAUAGGCAGGGAAUCACUGAGUAUGUAUACGAUAUUUUACGUGUAAAUCCACUUUCCCCCACAAAUCUUCUGAUUAAUCAAUCCACGAUAUCAUCUGCAUUUAGCUCAGAGACUCUUAACAGUGAAUAAACUCUGGAUAACUUUGUUCUAGUUUCUGAACUUCACUCCACAAGAGCUUGAUGGUGGACGCCCACUGUGUGUGACAUUGAAAAUCAAAACCUUACAGACGGAGAACAAACUGAACGUACUUGUGAAUUUAUCACAACCCGACAAGGAUGGGAUUCAAACCCGUAAUAUUCAGGUGUCUAUGCAAGCUGGUUGCAGUUUGGUCAGCCGACGCCACGGUUACAUUUACACGUUGGAAGUGCAGCACAUCCACAUCAGUCAUGAUGGUUCACACAGUCAUGUCACCUGCAGAGAGGUCAACUAUCUGCAAAGAUGCUGCAGCACAGACGCAGUGUGGUGGAAACUGUUUUUUCCAGGAUGCUCGCGGUGGUGUCGAGGGACUGAGGUCGCAUUUGCUUCAAUGUUACUGCUUCACGUACGUGUUUGCUCGAUAUCCAAACUGUUCACCUGCUGCUGUUUUGUCUUGACUCCAAACAAAAGGAGGUAAAUCAUUAUCAAUCAGCGACAAUUACUAUUAACGACCAUGUAUAAUAUUUCUACAGUUCAGGUGUUGAGAAAUAUCCAUGUGAGGUUUUGGCCAGCCUUGCUUUUAUUCUGCAUGAUGCUUUGUUUUGAGAAAAAUGCAUCCGAACCCAAGGUAUGUUCGUAUUUCUUUUCCCGAGGGUGCUCCUCUCCUUCUCUUUCACUCUCUCUCUCUCUCUCUGUAUCUUUGGAGCUUGUCACUUCUGACCUUAAUCCUCAGUUUUUUUGUUUUUCUCUUUUGUUUUCUUCUUUGUUUUACUUUUUGGUAAACCUUCCAACUUCUGGAUUUUCUACAUUCAUAACAUUUUGUAGACAGCAAUAUGAGAUGUGAUUGAAAAAUGGAAUAUGUGCAAUGUUGAUUAAAGAAAAAUAUAAUAUAUUCAAUAAAAAUUCAGAAAACAGAA